AUUUAGAAGAUCAAUUUUUAUUAAAUAGAGAAAUUAAUACUGAAACUAUUCGCAAUAAUGUUCCUAAAUCUAAUGACUGGGUUCAAAAUUGUCUAUUUAAUUAUAAUGAGUCUGAAUUUAGAAAAACACUUAGAAUGGAUAAAAAAAACUUUUUGGACUCUAAAGUUAAUACUGGAUUUGAACAAAUUCAAGGAUUUCCAAUGGUUAUUGGAGCUAUUGAUGGAUCUCAUAUUCUAUUAUAUGAAGCACCAAGUAAGGAUAAUAAGGAUGUAUAUAUGUCUCGUAAACAAAAAUAUGGUAUUCAUUUACAAGGAGUUGUAGAUCAUCAAG
Molecule: messenger RNA, 330 nt
Organism: Racocetra persica
Lineage: Eukaryota; Fungi; Glomeromycota; Glomeromycetes; Diversisporales; Gigasporaceae
Source: the annotation of a GenBank genome assembly